Lymnaea stagnalis (great pond snail) is the source of this 4567-nucleotide messenger RNA. The record is from the annotation of a GenBank genome assembly. NCBI's taxonomy places the organism in Eukaryota, Metazoa, Mollusca, Gastropoda, Lymnaeidae.
GGGUGGCAAACAAGAGUGCUGUACUGUCGUGCCAACAUAGUCAGUGCUCAAAGUUGUCUCCCUGUUUCAACCUUGCCAGCCCAAACGAGGCUUUGCUACUUGGGGAGCUGCCAAGGUGGGAUGAUCUUUUUCACUUCAUCCUUCUCAUUCCCAAUCAUCAUCAUUCACCAACAUCAUGAAAGCUCAAUGUGUUAAAUAGCAUGAAGGAGAUGAUGUUGAACCCAUAGCAUGCAAAAACAUUCUUUAAAAAGUAGGCUACUGGCCGCAAAUGAUGAAUUACUAAAGAAUGAACAGUGAUGAGUUUGACAAAUAAAUUAGCACCAAAAUUGACUCUGUGAUGUUGUGGGAAACUAACUUGGGUUUCAAGAAAAAAGGAAACAAACUAGAUUCCAUAAUAACUCCUUGUACAACAGGGGGUUUGGGAGGCAGUGUUUGGGAGUGCAGGAAGACAGAGAAUCAGGUUUAUUUGCAUGUUUUAAUUGUUGCGGUUGCGGAAUAUUUGUUUUGAAAUUGAGAUGGGGAUACAGGAAAUGAGGGGGUUUAAGAACCUCUGUUAAAAAAAAAAAAGAAUAUAUCUGCAGAUUUGUUUCCAAAACUAAGUUAGGGGAUGUGUUUAGGUGCCACCCCUGAUCCCUUUGUUCCCCCAACUGACUGUCACCAUUUCAUUUUCUAAGAUUUAGCUAUUGUUAAACUAAAAUUAAAAUUACAUGUAUUUUCUUUGAAUAGAAUGUUUCCCUCCCUGCUCCAAUGGUGGAAUCUGUUUACCUGGCAAUAUUUGCAAAUGUGACCAGGGCUUUACCGGAGUUUUAUGUCAGAACAGUAAGUAGCUGUGUCUAAAUUUAAAAAUUGAAUUUUAUUGUAUCCUGGCUUUGAAUUGAACCCAUCAAAAUAUAAUAUAAGAUGAUUUUAAGCAAUGAGUGCUUCUAAGCCUGAAGUACUUUCCACUAUGUCAUCUGUCUUUUGUUUAAUAAAAUUAUUGACUUACAGAAAUGUGUGAGAGUCCGUGUUUGCAUGGAGGCGUCUGUGGCCCUGAUGGUGUUUGCAAAUGCACAGUAAACUACACUGGGUCUUAUUGCCAAGACCGUAAGUUGAAACUUUUUUGUAUGUAUUUCAGUCAACAUGUUGAGGUAAAUUAUUUUGAUGAAGAAAAAGUAUUCAUUUCUGUGUUUGGAUCAACUAUUAUGUAUAUAAAUUUCCUCAAAUAGAAAUUUAUUUUAUUUUUUUAAAUUGUUAUUGGUAUUGGGUUACCCUUAUUGAUCCCCAAUGAUGUUUGUAUAUAAUUUGAGUCAAGUUGUUUUUUUCUACUCGUCUUAACAGCUGUUUGUGUAUUACCUUGUCAACAUGGAGGUCAGUGCGUCCUGCCUGGUCAGUGUGAAUGUCCUCAUGGGUAUUCUGGUCCUUCAUGUGAUGGUGAGUAAUAAUAAUAAAUGGAUUAUAAUUAAUCAAAAAUAUGUUAAAAAGUGAAUGUUUAUCUUAAUCUGUGUCAUCUCUGAUUGGUUGCUUCUCUGAGAUAAUAAUUUCUUUUUUUGUGUUCAUGGCUUAUUCCUGGAGUUUUAAAAAAAAAUUCCCAAACAUAUUUGUGGGAAAUCUUUUGAGUUUCCACGACAUCACCUUUAUGUUUUAUCUAUAAGGAAACAUAAUAACAAAUCAUCCCCAAAUCUCAGAAUGUUAGUCACAAUUCUCUAAUUAACCUGGGCAUUUCAUUUUGAUUAUUUGUCUUUAUAAUGAUCUUUUAUGGGUUUUUUUUUUAAAGUGAGGUGCAGUUUUGCGUGUCAGAAUGGUGGCCAGUGUAUUGGUCUGAACAUCUGCAGAUGUAACAGGCUUUAUUCUGGGACAGACUGUUCUCAACGUAAGUCACAGAAAUAUUUUUUUUGUUCAUAGGUGUGUGAACAUCUGUUGACGGUCCUACAUCCUAAUUGAUUUAUUUUUGUACAGUGAUGACCACUUUAAAACCUCAUGCAUAACAAACAAAGUGAAGAGUUAACAAACAAUAAAUUUUGUUUUAUCCAAAAAUAUUUAAACAUUGUCUCUAAACGAGUUGUCAUCUCAUCUCACUUGCAAUGUGCAUGGGUCAUACAUUGAGAUAGAAGUGUUGCAAUAAUGUUUUUUUUUUAAACACGUGUUUUCUAGCCGUCUGCUCAAGGGGAUGUUAUAACGGGGGGCGAUGUGUGGCACCCAACCUCUGCUUAUGUCCACUUGGAUUUUAUGGGAAAAGAUGCCAAAAAGGUAAUUAACAUUUAGCAUGUAAAAUUUAUGUUUUAUAUAAGAUAGACCUGUCAGGUGUUUGUUUGAUAUAAUGGAAAUUAACAUUGAAUUAUCCAGUGUAUUGAAAGGGACAGAAACUUAAUGUUAAAAAGCUAUUUAGUCAAAUUUCACAUUUUACGUACACACCUUCACCCCAUCCCCACUCCCCAAGCUGUGAAGUAAAUACCUUUAUGACAUAUUUUAGCACAAUCAAAUAAAUGACAAGUGUUGCUCUUGCUAUUAAAAGUACCUGUUUCCCAUAAUUUUCUGAAAGAUUCUUUGUGAACCUUGUGAGUCUUUAACUUGAAAGUUAGUGAGAAUUCAAUAUAUGGCAUCCUUCCGUCUUCCCCGAGACGAUGGAGUAGCUAUGUUUCCAUUUAACAACAGCACAUCCAAUGUGCAGAAAAUGAUAUGCAACUUUUCAUCUCAAUUCAAAAUAUUGUUACUUUAAAAAAAAAAUCAUUUUCAAAUAUAUUUUCUUGUGUUGCCUUCAAAUAAAUUUUUUUAUUGAUAAAUAAAGAACAUUAUGUCUUAUAAAAGUCUUUCCUUUAAAAAACAUAAAAUAAUUAUUUUUAUCAUAAUAUUAAGAUAAAUUUUUACAUCAUUUCUCCUUCUCCUUUGCCUUUCUCAACUCCCAAUGCAGCCUAGGCCACUAACACUAUCCUUCUAUGCCUUCCUAUUUCCAUCUAUCUUCUCUAACUCUUUCCAAUCUUUUCCUAUCAUUGGUAAGGGUAUAAACUUAGUAUAUGUCAAAUUCACUUAUGCUUUAUAGUAUUUAAAACAUUCAUGUAAUACCCAUGCUGCAUGUCCUCUGUUGUUCAAAUAGGCCAUUAGGGAAAUGAACAAUUAAGUCUAUGUGAUUUUAUUAUGAUGAGAAUUUUUGCAUAUUUCGUUUCCCCACUUAAGUGCGAUGUAAGCCCAAAUGUGAAAAUGGAGGAGUUUGUGUAUCACCUGAUCUGUGUGUAUGCAGCCCAGGAUUCUUUGGUUCCAGAUGUCAGAAAGGUAAAUAAAUACACAAUUACCUGAUAAUUAAUCUCCUGUAUGAAGGCAAUAUUUGCAUACAAAUGAGUUAAUUACACCUUUCUUAUCUGCUGAAUAUUCUAAAUAAAAAAAUGCUAAAAAUAAUUUGUUUCUUACAAAUAUUUUUUUAGCGGUUAUAAAAAGUUAAUAUCUUAAAGUGCAAAAAAAAAUAUUUGUGGAGUGGUAAUUAAUUAAAGAUUUGAAACCAUUUAAAAUUCAAGUUCCCUAUUCAAGAUAAAUGAUACUUGAAAAAAAAUGAUGUUAAAAGAAAUGAACUUUUUCUUCUUCAACAACAAAUUUUCACUAAGAUUUAGAUUAUAUCUCUUAUGAUGUUAUGACAACUAGAGGAGCUUCACAAAAUUUACCUUUCUAAUAUUUCAGUUAAAUGCAAGAUUACUUGUUUGAAUGGUGGAACUUGUAUAGCACCCAACAAAUGCCAGUGUCCACCUCCAUUCUAUGGCAGAUUUUGUCACAAAGGUAAAGCCAACUUGAGAGUUAAGUUCAAUACACACUUUGACAUAGGCAAUUUUUUUUAAAAAUCAUAAAAACAAUGGUUUUAAACAGCUUUCAGCAAGUUUCAUCAUGAAACUGACUUAAGAUAAAUUAGGUAGAGUAUAAAUUAUGAGAAAGCAAUACAUUUAAGAGUGCUUUUUUUUUUUUUCCCCCCAUUGACAGAGAAAUGUCAGCAAAUGUGUCAUAAUGGUGGCAGGUGUCAAAAUGGGAAGUGCAGAUGUCCUCCAGGUUUUUAUGGAAGGCGAUGUGAAAUGAGGCAAACAAAUUUUUUUUUGUUUCUAAUAUUAUAAGUCAAAUAAUUUUGCUCCAAAAAUUUUUUUUUGAUUGCCAUGAACAAAGUAAAUUCCAUUGGACUCGGGUUUUUAAAUUUAAUUUUAUUGCUUUUAUUAUUUUUUUAAAAUUAACUUUUAUUAAUUUAAUGGCAUGAAAACUCUGUUACAGACAAAGCAUAAAGGGAAUUAAAAAAAAAAUAAAAACAUAUUUUAAAUAACAAGCAUUCAUGCAGAGCUAGGAUAUUAUUUUAAUCCUAAUAUUUUUGUAAACUGUUUCUUUCCUUUGGGUUUUCAGGAUAUGUAAUUAUGAAGAGUUUCAAGUCCCGCACAGAAAGACUUAUAGAAAAAUCAUACAUGAACAAUACCCAGUCCCUUGUGGGAUCUGGUCUGAAAAGACAUGUUUUAGGACUAGGUAAGCAACUAGCAAGCAUCUGAGGCUUACAGAUGUGUAAGAAAUUAUUUGAUUUUAUUAUUGCUAAAUCAUAUUCUCUCCAUCCUUGACAGAGACAGAAGAUUUU